GUUAAUAAGCAACCCAUACCACGAGUCCACACAGCGCACCCUCGGUCCCUCGCCCUCAACAAGUCACGAUGCGCGCGCCGCCGCGCAGCGCGCUGCGCAUCCCGCCAUUUUACUACACCACCGUAUUUCACCAACACCGACUCGAAAAACACCAUGAAAACUUAAUUCAGACGCGCAAAACAGUGAAGCAGGAUGAAUUUCGCGCCGUUCACCGGCCACAUCCCGACGGCGGCGGCCAUCCCCACCAUCCAGCACUUCGCCGCCAAGUUCGGCUACGAGGGCACCAGCACCGUGCAGGAGAGAUACCAGGGAAAUGUCCAGUUCGUGACGCCGGCAGUGGACGUCAAGUUCAGACAGGCGGAGAUGGUGGUCCCGGCGGUGGACGUGAAGUUCCGACAGGCGGAGAUGGUGGUGGUGAGCAGCGCGCCAGCUGGCGCCGUCACCUUGGCGGGAAUAGCGCCCAUACACACCGUGAACAGCGGAGUGAAGUACCAAGCGAUAUCGUCGAGCACCGUGAAUUUAGGCAACGUGGCGUACGGACAGACGUACGUGCAGGAGCCGAAGGAGAAACGGGAGUACCGCGAGGAAGACAUCAUGGCCACCAUGAUGCAGCAACAGGAGACAAUCACAGUGUCGGGUGCGCCGCUGCAGCAGGGCGCGCACGCGCAGCAGCUGCUGGUGGUGCUGCACGAGCCCCGCGACCUCGCGCGCGCCAUCAAGCACGAGUCGCGCCAGACCGGGCCCGUGCCCAUGCCCGCCGAGUUCAUCAGUAUCGGCGACGUGUCGGACGCGACGUGGCAGUCGAUCGGCGGCGGCGUUGCCGACUAUCUCUCGGCGUUGCCGCUGCCGCUGCACCACUUGCUCAAGUACUCGGACAAGCGCGAGGAGCCAGUGCUGGUGCAAGUUCCUAGCGCGCCAGUAGCACAGCAGAUCCCAAGUCCCACAGUAAACACGGUGGUGGUACAGACGACGCCGCCGACGCCCAAGAAAAAGAAAAAGAAAAAAGCCGCUAAAGAGAAGAAACCCCGGCCUAAACCCGGAGAGAUUCGCCUGACUACCGCGCUGGAUGGCAGCACUCUAUACUGCUGCCCGGAGUGUCACAUGGCGUACCCGGAGCGAGGACUGUUGGAGCAGCAUCUCGUCGGACACACCAUGGAGAGGAGGUUCAUCUGCGACAUCUGCAACGCAGCCCUAAAACGCAAGGACCACCUAACCCGGCACAAGCAGAGCCACAACCCGGAGCGGCCGCACGUCUGCUCCGUCUGCCUCAAGGCGUUCAAGCGGCGCGAGCAACUCACACUGCACUUCGUGAUACACUCGGGCGAGAAGAGACACGUGUGCAACGAGUGCGGCAAGGGUUUCUACCGCAAGGACCACCUGCGCAAGCACACGCGGUCGCACAUCGCGCGGCGCGUGAAGGCGGAGCUGUCUGCGCGCGCCUCGUCCCCCCCCUCCCCGCCGCUCGCCGCCGCCCCCGCCCCCGCCCCCGCCCCCGCGCCCGCCCCCGCGCCCUCCUGACACGACGACAAGAGCGACCUGCUCACGCUCAUACAGGCCGCCAAGGAUGUCUUCUGACUCGACGAGUUGGGUGUCAACUAUAUUGA
This is a messenger RNA of Cydia amplana, 1604 nucleotides long. Its product is annotated as transcription factor Sp3-like. Gene Ontology annotation, biological process: regulation of DNA-templated transcription. NCBI's taxonomy places the organism in Eukaryota, Metazoa, Arthropoda, Insecta, Lepidoptera, Tortricidae. Gene Ontology annotation, molecular function: DNA-binding transcription factor activity, RNA polymerase II-specific; RNA polymerase II cis-regulatory region sequence-specific DNA binding. Bases 193 to 1518 code for a protein of 441 amino acids. The record is from RefSeq and is a predicted model, not a curated record. The transcript is spliced from 10 exons.